GUUUACACCAGGAACAUAAUAAAGGAGUACUAUUUUCGUCAAAUUGGAAAUAAAUUUUAGCGACCAGCGGUUUGAAUUAUAACGGUGCAUAUGUUUGAUUUGGACUUGUAAUUUUUAUAAAUUUCAUAUAAAAAGAUAGAGCAAAUUUACAAAAGUUUUGUCAAAAAUAUAUAGAUUUGGCAUUCUUGAUAUGAAAUUUCCGCGCUUGUUUUCAGAGCUGUCAUCAUGAAGAUAUAUAUACAUGCAUAUUAAUAUACGUAAUGACAAAGAAACAGACUCUUUAAUUGGUUAUUUUUACACGUAUGGACUGGAAUUCCAGAGAAAAUGAUGGAUGUUGAAUUUUACCGCGGAGCGAGAAAUGAUCAUCCAAAAUCUCGGAAUAGCUCUCACAGAUACUAUGACCUCGGAGGAGCAGAACCCACUGCAGAAACAGAAGACAUGAGCAGAUACAUCUUUUACAACGGUUUCAAAAACACCAAUACUCAUAUGAAUGCAGAACAGGACAGAAAACAUGACGAAAUUCCCCACAACAAGUCACAUGAUACAACAAAAGAAUUUGCAAGCAUUCAGUCAUCUGAUUCUUCUAGAAAACACAAGACUUUUCGGCGCAUCAUUGCCAGGUUUGCAGAGAAAACGUCGAUGCAAGGUGUACCCUAUAUCAACAAUGCCAAACUUUGGUGGGCAAAACUGAUUUGGAGUUUCAUGUUGCUGGUAGCCAUAGCUGCAAUGUCAUUGCAUCUUUGGUAUUUAGUGGAUCAGUACACGGACUGGCCAGUGCAGACAAAAAUUUCACUGGGAUUUGAAACACUUAAAUUUCCAAAAGUUACAAUUUGCAACACAAAUGCAAUACACAGAGGUCGUUUAAACAGAUAUAAUGAGGCAGAGGAUCUUAAAGAUCUUGUUGAAGACUUGAAACCAGAAAAUCUUGUUCCUGAUCAAUUCGAUGAAAAUUACGAUCCAUAUGCUAGCAAACCCCCAGAUAACGACCAGCCAGGCGGUGGACCCUCCCCUACAAACCAAGGCCAGGGUAACGUACCGGAUGGCAAGUCGGAUGGCGGGACUGUUCCACCUGAUGGACCACCCUCACAAAACGGGUCUCCAGGUUCUCAGAAAACACCAAGAAGAGGCAAACGUUUUGUGAAGCAGUAUAAGAAUUUCAAUAAAACAAGGUAUGACGAAAGGGAACGGCCUAAUUUCCGGGACGUAAAGCCACAAGAAGAUGAUGACUAUGAUGGAAGGGUAGAUUCAAAGACAGCGAUAGAGGAUCUUUUCUCUGGAAUGUAUAUGGAUAUUGAUAAAACGGACAGAGCACAGUUAGGCCAUAACAUAACUGAUAUGCUGGUAAGCUGUACGUUUAAUGGGAGAGAAUGCUCGACCAAUAUGUUUACCCUUCACCAGACAUUAGAAUACGGAAAUUGCUGGUCCAUAAGUUCGGAUAAAUUCAACGUGAAAACAUCCGGUCCGUCAGGAGGUCUUUCCCUGGUAUUUUACUUGGAAGUAACAGAAUAUUUGAAAGGGAUUACGACUGGAUAUGGCGCAAGAAUGCAAAUACACGAACAGCGUACAUACCCCUUUCCAGCUGAAGAAGGUCUAUAUAUUCCUGCUUCUAUGGAGACGGAUAUUGGACUAAGAAUGAUUUCCAUAACACGACAAAGUGGACUAUACGGGGACUGUGACGACGGUACGGCCUUUCAGAAAUCAACAACUUUCAAGUACACAAGAUCGGCAUGUCAGUCAUUUUGUGUGAUUUCAAAAGUGAUGGAGAGGUGCAACUGUUUCAGCCAAAAGUCGGAAGAAUUUGCAGGCAGUAAAGAUAGUCAGCUUAGACCUUGUAGGUCGAGGGAGGAAUUGCUGUGUAUGGUUAAUAUAGAGAAAGAAUUUGGAGCUGAGAAAUUUUCAUGUAACUGUAACAACCCUUGCAAUGAAAUACAGUACUUGAAAAGUGUAAGUCAGCGACAAUGGCCAGGCGAUGAUUAUGCGAUGGUUCUAUUACAAGAAGUAUGUGACAGAGACCCGGAUGACUGCGCAACAAUACGAGAGUUCUUAGGUGAUCCAGCGAAGAUCAGAAACAAUUUCAUGAAGUUGAAUAUUUACUACGAAGAUCUGAAUUAUGAAAAUAUCACAGAAAUUCCAGAAAUAGAGAUACAGCAGUUUCUCUCCGAUGUGGGUGGAGCGAUUGGACUGUGGAUAGGUCUAUCAAUUCUGAGCCUUUGUGAGCUGGUGCAAUUGUUUGUUGAGUUAUGUGACUAUGGUAUUCAUAAAACUGUAAAGAGUGGACGUCAUGACAGAAAAAAACGCAGAGCAUCAAGGAAGGGGCUUGAUAAUGCAACUGGUCGAAGUUUCGCAUCAAAAGAUAACAAUAGUUGCGCUAGUAAACUUUCUAGGAGUAAAGCUGAUGUCGUAGGAAAUGACUUUUAUCUACCUCCAGGCCAACGUUGUGAUAUGUAUACAGACCAUUCUCAUCCAGGAAGUGACACAGUGUACGAUAAACCAUACAAUUAAGACACCAUACUAGCACAAAAUUAUUAAAACAUUGAUUUGGCUUUCGCAAAUACCAGUGAAACCUUUUAUCACAGUUUUUGUUGCAAUGUUUGAACGUAAGGCCGUCUGAUGUAACAAUUAUCAUUCGCUAGAAGACUCUUAUUUGAUGUUUUGAUAUUCGUCGCGGUUUUUUAUUUCCAAUUCUAGAGUAGUACAGGGGAACCUCAAAGACAAGGUUUACAAAAUAUUUUAAUGCUGUUUUUAAAACUGUUAAGAAUGAUAAUACAGUUUUAACAAUGUAAGUAUUAAAUUUUACGAUGGUACCAUUUAGGUGACAUUUGUUGGUUUAGUGUGUGGCAAAGGACACAUGGUAAGAGA
Mercenaria mercenaria is the source of this 2859-nucleotide messenger RNA. Its product is annotated as amiloride-sensitive sodium channel subunit beta-like. Gene Ontology annotation, molecular function: ligand-gated sodium channel activity. NCBI's taxonomy places the organism in Eukaryota, Metazoa, Mollusca, Bivalvia, Venerida, Veneridae. The record is from RefSeq and is a predicted model, not a curated record. Gene Ontology annotation, biological process: sodium ion transmembrane transport. Gene Ontology annotation, cellular component: membrane. Bases 325 to 2502 code for a protein of 725 amino acids. The transcript is spliced from 13 exons.